AGCUAUUUGUUACAUUGAACUUGGAACCUCAAUUACUGAACCUGGUUGUGAUUUCGCCUAUACGGUGUAUGUAGGAUGGAAAGCUGUUGCAUUCGCAUUCAUGUGGGUUUCCGUAUUUGUGACAUAUCCUGCAUCGGCUGCUGUUCAAGCCAUGACCUUUGGCCAAUACAUAAUUAAUGGAUUGGCCCCUGUUAUGCCGAUUGACCCGACAUGGCAUGAUUUCACAGAAAGGUCCAUGGGUUAUAUUCUUCUAGUCGUACUGGUUGUGCUGAAUUUCUAUGCACUUGACAAAUAUGCUGCUCCCUUUCAAGUAGCAGUUACCAGUGCCAAAAUGCUUGCAAUGUCUAUCAUUGUAUUCGCAGGGUUUUAUUAUUUAUUUAUUGGAGUUUUUAUACAAAUAGGUUGGACUAAGAACUUGGAGCACCCAAUGGAAGGAAGUGUCUGGGCGCCUGGAAAAUUGACACUUGCGUUUUACGGUGGUUUAUGGAGUUACGCUGGUUGGGAUAUACUGAACUAUGGAACGCCAGAGAUCGAGAAGCCGACACGUACUAUGCCUUUGUCAUUGAUAACGGGUAUACUGAUCGUCUGUAUCACUUAUGUGGCUAUCAACAUAUCUUAUUUUGUCAUACUGACACCGGAUGAAAUGAAAAAUAGCACUGCAGUGGCGGCGGACUUUUCCCAAAGAGCCUUGGGAAACUUCUCCUAUGCGAUUCCAUUUAUGGUAGCCUUACUACUCAUUGGUACCUUAAACAGUAACCUAUUCUGUGCAUCACGGUUCAUGCAUGCUGCAUCCCGUGAAGGCCAUCUACCGACAUUUAUGAGCUGUCGUCAUGAAGCGUCAAACAGUCCUCGAGCGGCUCUGCUUGGCCAAAUGGUCUGUACAUUUGCGAUGACAUUUGUCGAUAUUGACACUUUAAUUAAUUAUGUGACAUUUGUAAUGUGGUCACAAAAAGCUGUUACGAUAGCAGCAUUACUGUAUCUACGCUAUGCUCAAUUACCGGUUGCUCAAAAUGCAAUCAGGAUACCUAUUGGUUUGACAAUUUUCUUCUUGAUCAUUAGUAUUGUACUGGUCUUUGUACCAUUCGUUGAAGAGCCAAUAGUAACUUUUACUGGUGUAGUAGUGGUUGCCAGCGGUUUGGUAGUGUACUAUGCAUUAGUGAAGCCGAUCAAUGCUCCGAGGCCAUUGAAAAUACUUGAUGAUGCGAUGACGCGACUUACUUGUCGGUUACUGAACAGUCGACCGGAUUCGAAGAAAACCAACAAAGAAAUAGCAAAACAUAGCGAUGAACUACGUGAACUUGAUCAACGGCAAUCUUAA
Messenger RNA from Haemonchus placei, 1318 nucleotides. NCBI's taxonomy places the organism in Eukaryota, Metazoa, Nematoda, Chromadorea, Rhabditida, Trichostrongylidae. The record is from the annotation of a GenBank genome assembly.